UUUAUAGUAUUUAUUAAGUAAAAAUAUUUCAAAAUGCAGAGCAACCAAAUCGACGAUAUCGUGAAGAAGAUUGCGAAUUAUAAGAUCAAUCACAAUAGAAAACCGUACAGUCGGAAUAAGAAACCAGAGAUCGUCAAGAUCCCACUCGGCUUUUUACCCGGGCAUCAUUUCAAAAUCCCUGAAAAUGGAGAAAUUGACUUGAAGAACCCUCUAGGGAAACCACCGAUAAAAUCCAGGAAUAGAGCAGUCGGUCUCCUUCCAGCAAAGAGGUUCAAUACUCACUCUAGUCUAAGCUUGAGCAAGAUUAAUGCUAUUCACCAGAACUUGAUCCGAAAGGUCGACGCAAGCCCCACCAAGAGCAGGAGUGUAGAACGUGCUCACAAAUUAUGAAAGCUUGAAGCCAAGUCAAGAAAUAUCCUCCAAAGGAACGAAUUUGAAAGACUUCAGAAAGAAUAGGAAAGCGACAGAAUUCUAGAACUUUUCAACAAAAUUAUUUCAUUCC
This is a messenger RNA of Moneuplotes crassus, 502 nucleotides long. The record is from the annotation of a GenBank genome assembly. NCBI's taxonomy places the organism in Eukaryota, Ciliophora, Spirotrichea, Euplotida, Euplotidae.